This is a messenger RNA of Rosa rugosa (rugosa rose), 603 nucleotides long. RefSeq names its product aspartic proteinase CDR1-like. The coding region runs from base 1 to 603 and encodes 200 amino acids. Gene Ontology annotation, cellular component: extracellular region. The transcript has a single exon. Gene Ontology annotation, molecular function: aspartic-type endopeptidase activity. The record is from RefSeq and is a predicted model, not a curated record. Gene Ontology annotation, biological process: proteolysis. NCBI's taxonomy places the organism in Eukaryota, Viridiplantae, Streptophyta, Magnoliopsida, Rosales, Rosaceae.
AUGGCGACGCCAUAUCAUUCACUCUCCGCCAUUGCAAGUUCUAUUGUUAUUCUCUUUCUCUUAGUUCGCUCUAAUGCACAAGAUAAUGUUCCUCACCAUGGUGGUGUUAUUAGCGUCAACAUGAUCCAUCGUGACACACCAUCUUCUCCCUUAUACAAUUCGUCGUUAACUAAUUGGCAACGAGUAAGCAAUGCUUUGCGACGUUCACGUGAUCGCAUCAACCGUUUCACCUCAUCAGAAGAUGAAUCGCCUGAUCAUCUAAUGUACAGCGAAGGAGAUUACCUGGUGAACAUAUCAAUCGGUACACCACCAAGACCUUUCAUUGGAAUUGUUGACACCGGAAGCGAUCUUAUAUGGACACAAUGCAUGCCAUGCAGGCAAUGUUUCAAGCAAAACCCUCCUCUCUUUGAUCCAGCUUCUUCAUCAACUUACAGAGCUCUUUCGUGUAUGUCCAACGAAUGUCGUUUGCUAAGACCAGCCUCCUUUUGUUCCAGUAAUUCAAGCUCUUGUGACUAUCAAUAUUCAUAUGUCGACGGGUCUAAUACCACCGGAAACAUGUCCCUCGACACUGUUACGUUGGGUUCCACAUCCAUUCCCAAAUAG